CAUGAUAGCUUCGCGCCAUCUACCUCGUCGAAAAAGCUGCGUUAUAAACAGGGGGGGAAGCGCGUCUUCUCUUCUCUAUAUUCUUCUCGACCGGCCGGGGACCAGGCCCCAGCUUCAUCCAGUGUAUCCCCGCUUUCGGGGAGCUCUGGUAUCAAGCAAAGUUGUUGUCAAGCGUCAUGUCAUGUCAUGUAGCCGACCGGUCGGUCUCCUGGCUGGGAGCGACCGGGAAACGAGGCCUGUAGCUUUUUCUACGUGGAAAGCCAUUGAUGCUUUGAUAACCAUGAUUGAUAACCAUGUUUGGGAUGAUGCAACCCCUCUUCUUGUUUUACCGCCUACUAUACGAGGUCUUGCGCCCGGCAAACCCUCACCUAUUACUCCACACAAUGCCAGGGCAGCAGCACCUGGCAGCUCGGCCCCGAACCCUAGAUUCCGCAAAAACCUCUCCGUCGACGAGUUCAUCGCAGAAGCUAGCCGCGGCAGAAAGCAAACCAGCCUGGCGCUUCACAGGCGCGCUCUUAUCGGAGGGGAAGUUAACAAUGAUUUUAUUGCCAAGGCUUGGAUUGAGCAUUACAACCAGGUUUGCCGCGGGGCUUACAGUGGAGACUUCCGUUCUGUAGGCGGGACUUGCCCCGGGGACCUGCAGAGAACAGGAAGGCUUUACUGCAAUUCACCAAGGGCACCCGUCAAAUACCACAAGACUAAAAACUUGCAGAGGUGUCCUGAGAACCAGGUAUGCGACUUGUUUCAUGGAACCAACUACAGAGGAAACUGGGUUCAAUGGCCCAUCUGUGCGGAUCAAGUCCUGAUCGACAAUCAAGCGGUUGCUGGCGGCUACUCUGGGAACUAUUACGCCUCCAACCCGCUGGGAUCGGGAACUGUAAGCUACUUUAUAAAAAUGGCCGAUGAUUCUAGAGUUGAGGAAUUUGGUCCAGAAGGGGACUUCAGGGACACGGCUGGCCACUCUGGUCAUGCGAGAACUUGGUCGUGUUUUAACUGCCCGCCUGGGUUGGUGUGGAUUCAGUCUCGAGUGCGAGCGGCCGCACACGGCUUUGUGCUUUGA
Messenger RNA from Ustilaginoidea virens, 1060 nucleotides. RefSeq lists its product as uncharacterized. NCBI's taxonomy places the organism in Eukaryota, Fungi, Ascomycota, Sordariomycetes, Hypocreales, Clavicipitaceae. The transcript has 3 exons. The record is from RefSeq and is a predicted model, not a curated record. The annotation marks the transcript as partial.